Molecule: messenger RNA, 5289 nt
Organism: Pseudophryne corroboree (corroboree frog)
Lineage: Eukaryota; Metazoa; Chordata; Amphibia; Anura; Myobatrachidae
Gene: CPT1A
Product: carnitine palmitoyltransferase 1A
Exons: 19
Coding region: 200-2536 (778 amino acids)
Biological process (GO): fatty acid metabolic process; carnitine metabolic process
Cellular component (GO): mitochondrion
Molecular function (GO): carnitine O-palmitoyltransferase activity
Source: RefSeq, a predicted model, not a curated record
GCACCAGCCUGUGUAUAGUCAGUGUGUAACAGGAAACAAUGCUUGCCCCGCCUGCUGGUAGGAAGGGACUGGGCUGGGCCAGUGGGCUGACCCUCCAUUCUGUUUAGUAUUGCUGGGGAGAGAGGUUGGGGAUUUGCAGAGCUCCUGGCUGCAGCAGCUUGUCAAGGGAUAAGUAAAGACAGGAGUGUGGUAAGUAAAGAUGGCAGAAGCUCACCAGGCCGUAGCCUUCCAGUUUACAGUAACCCCAGAUGGAAUUGACCUAAGAUUAAGUCAUGAAGCUCUGAGACAGAUCUAUCUCUCCGGCCUCCACUCCUGGAAGAAGAAGUUCAUUAGAUUUAAGAAUGGAAUCCUCACAGGCGUCUUCCCAUCCAGCCCCUCCAGCUGGUUAGUCGUGGUGGUUGGUGUGACCUCUGCGUCAAUGUAUACCAAAGUGGACCCAUCUUUCGGUUUAAUAGAGAAAAUAAACCAGACGAUUGCUACAACUGGGUACAUGACCAGCCAGACUCAGAAGAUUGUCAGUGGUGUAAUCUUUGGAACCGGCCUAUGGGUGGCCCUUAUAGCAACAAUGCGCUGUUCCCUAAAAAAGCUUCUGUCCUAUCACGGAUGGAUGUUUGAGGAGCAUGGAAAACUCUCCACCUCUACCAGGAUAUGGAUGGGAAUGGUGAAAUUGUUCUCUGGUCGGAAGCCUAUGCUGUUCAGUUUCCAAGCGUGUCUCCCUCAUCUCCCUGUACCACCUGUAAAGGACACAAUGAAAAGGUACUUGGACUCUGUUAAGCCACUGAUGGAUGAUCAGCAGUAUAGCAGGAUGGAGGGUCUUGCCAAAGAUUUUGCCAUUAACUUAGGACCAAGACUUCAGUGGUACCUGAAGCUGAAAUCAUGGUGGGCUACUAACUAUGUGAGUGACUGGUGGGAAGAGUACAUCUACCUCAGAGGCCGUGGGCCAAUCAUGGUUAACAGUAAUUACUAUGCAAUGGAUUACCUGUAUGUGUUGCCAACGCAUAUACAAGCUGCAAGAGCUGGAAACGCCAUCCACGCCCUUCUGCUCUACCGGCGAAAACUGGACAGAGAAGAAAUUAAACCGAUUCAGCUGAUGGGAUCCACUGUUCCACUAUGCUCAGCUCAGUGGGAAAGAAUGUUUAAUACUUCCCGAAUCCCUGGAGAAGAGACAGAUACCUUACAACAUGUAAAGGACAGCAAGCACAUUGUUGUCUACCACAAAGGACGUUACUUCAAAGUGUGGCUGUACCAUGAUGGACGGCUGCUGAAGCCAAGAGAGAUCGAACAGCAAAUGCAACGAAUUCUUGACGAUAAAUCUGAACCUCAGCCUGGGGAGGAAAAGCUGGCAUCGCUCACUGCCGGAGACAGGGUGCCGUGGGCCAAUGCUCGCAGAACUUACUUUGGAAACGGAAAGAACAAGCAGAGCCUGGAUGCCGUGGAGAAAGCUGCUUUCUUUGUAACACUAGAUGAGACUGAGCAAGGAUACAACAAGGAAGACCCAGUAACGUCUCUCGACAAAUACGCCAAGUCCCUCUUGCAUGGAAAAUGCUACGACAGGUGGUUCGAUAAAACUAUAAGCUUCAUUGUUUUCAAGAACGGGAAGAUGGGAAUGAACUGUGAGCAUUCUUGGGCUGAUGCUCCGAUCCUUGGUCAUCUGUGGGAGUAUGUCAUGGCGACUGAUAAGUUUGACCUGAGGUACUCAGAGGAUGGACAUUGUUUAGGAGAUAUCCACCCUAGCAUCAUCUCUCCAAGCAGACUGCAGUGGGAUAUCCCAGAAGAGUGCCAAAACGUGAUUGAGAAUUCCUUGACUGUUGCCAAAACUCUUGCAGAUGAUGUUGACUUUCAUUCAUUCCCUUUUGAUGCUUUUGGCAAAGGGCUCAUCAAAAAAACAAGGACAAGCCCCGAUGCCUUUGUGCAGUUGGCUCUUCAGCUGGCACACUACCAGGACAAGGGCAAGUUUUGUCUGACCUACGAGGCUUCCAUGACCAGACUGUUCAGAGAAGGCAGGACUGAGACUGUCCGCUCCUGUACUGUUGAAUCCAGUGACUUUGUUCUGGCCAUGACUGAUCCCAAGCAAAAUAACGAAACUAGACUUAAAUUAUUCAAAGCUGCAGCAGAGAAACACCAGCAAAUGUACCGUCUGGCCAUGAUCGGGUCUGGAAUCGAUCGUCACCUCUUCUGUCUUUACGUUGUGUCAAAGUACCUGGGGGUGGACUCUCCCUUCCUUAAAGAGGUUCUGUCUGAGCCAUGGAGAUUGUCAACAAGCCAGACACCCCAGCAACAGGUUCACCUUUUCCAGUUAGAAAAGUUUCCAGAAAACGUUUCAAGCGGCGGUGGUUUUGGUCCUGUUGCUGACGAUGGGUACGGUGUGUCCUAUAUAAUUGUUGGUGAAAACCUGAUUAACUUCCACAUAUCAAGCAAAUUCUCCAGCCCUGAGACAGAUUCUCAUCGCUUUGGACAACACAUCAGACAAGCAAUUCUCGCCAUUAUGGGUUUAUUUAACAUCAGCACAAACAACUGUCAUAAGGGGAAGAAGUAAAAGACCCAAGAGACCAGAAAACCUUUCAAACCAGAUUCCUAGUGUUCAUAAUAACAGAUUGCAGCCGCCGUGACAGAACUAACGUUGUAGCCGCUGCUUCUAGUGACUGCAGACUCUCAUCCUUACCGUUUAGUUCCGUUACACUUCUGCCAGUUUAGUAGAUAUUUUUAUACCUUUUUAUGUUCCAAGGUCUGCAUUACGCAUAAAUACACUCUGUAUAGUUUCAAGUGCUGCUGGAAUGUCGUCCAAAUAUAUUACACAAGGGCUUGUUAUAUUUUGGAGCAUUAUACACAGCUGGGUAUAAUAUGCUCUCCAUUGAACAUUUGUGUUUAAGGGUUGUUGUUUUUUUUUUUUAUUUAGCCGCUAAUCUCUGGGUCCAGAACAUCAUCUCUAUCCACAAACAUGACCAUCUCCAUGCUAAUGAUUGUACUGUAUAUUCCACACUUAACCGUACAGCAGAACAUUAUGGUGUCUUGUAAAGAAUCAUAUGCAGAGGACAUAUCCCAAUCUACAUGUUGGAGUCAGCCUGGCCUAUGACGAAAUGUAAUCUUACUAUAAUAUACUGUAAUUGUUCUAGAACAAGUACUUGAAUUGAAUGACGUACAGACCUAAUGUAUGUAAUAUUUUAUAGCUUUAGUUUGCGGACAACUGAGUUAACUAAAGAUGGCAUCAGGUUAGCAGUUUUCAAUCUACAGCUGAUACUUGUACACCAUUGAAAGGUGCUUUACCUACUUGGCGCAACCAUUGUAAAACGACUGGGCACUAAACGUUACUGAGACUCCCAGACCGCACCAGGGUAUAGAUGGGAGGGGAGCCUGAGUUUGCAGAGUUCUCAUUGGCCAACUCCCUGCUCCACACUUUAUUCUCAUGGUUGUUCCAUCACUUCUCCGCCAGUGGGUGACGGGAGAAAAUAAAAUAACUGGACAAAAAAUUGACACUAGCAAAUAGCAUCAUUAUUAGACACAUGGGUGAUGCCCAAUGGGGUUUGGAUGGACCAUGCAUAUGAAAACUUUAUCCAUUCCAAAGUACGAAAAUGUCUGAUAACGUAGGGUGAAGACUUUGAACCGCAAAUGAUCUCCUGCCAGCCCGGUUGUCUGUGGCAUUAAAGCAGCUCCUCUGCCGCAAGCUUGAUUACAGUCAUCUAGAACUUUGCCCCCGGGUGUGUUUCUCUUAAACGUUUGUGCCAGAUUUGUACAUCACAUUCCUGUUUAUAUUGGGUUUUGCCGGAUCAUAUCAGUGACUCUUGAUGAACCGUCUCCUUACAUCGCUCAGGCACAGUGCGCCUCGGCUGUGAGACCGGGGAGUUUAUCGUGUGCCAGUGCCUUACGUAUUUAAAUAGAUCCACAGCAUAUAAAAUGUGAUGGGGUAAAGACUUACAUUAGUUCUAUAUGAGGAUAUUGUAGUUGUAUGAUUUACAGUCAUUAUCCCACUAACUGACAUAGUGGUUUAUGUAUAAGUGGUUGUUCUGAGAAAACUAGUAAGGACCUUCUCCGCAUAACACAGAGUAACCAAUAUUAAAGUGUUCAUAUACUGUACAUGUUUCUAGUUGGCAUUAUAUAGGAAGCACGCCACUUCUGUUGGUUGGUUGAUUGAAUGUAUAUAAGAGUACCUUCAAAAACAGUGGUGGGUGUAUAUAUUAAAGACUGACAGACUUUACACAUAGCUUAAGCUCUAUCACAGAAGUCAAACACAGGUUUAGUACAUAAUAUGUGCAUUAAGUUGAAGACGACUAUAUUUUCUGUUUCAUGAAAAAUAAAAUGAAUGUUGAUAGAAAAUUACUUUUUUUGGCUUGGUUAAGGUACAUUUCCCCAUAUAUUUACAAAUGUAUGAAGCUGUGUUCAUGAACAAUGCCUUUUUAAAGGAAAUCCCAGCCUUAAUUCUGUUAUUUCCUGUAGUGAUACGAUUAUUAUUAAAACCUUUAUUUAUAUAGCCCCAAAUUCUGUUGUAGAGUGCUGACCUUUAGAACCCUAGUUAGUUACGGACACUGUAGCAGACUAAAAGGUGGUACAAGAAUAUAAGCCGUUAUGCGGUAUCGGACACUUGAUUGUACAGUAUUAAGAUGAACAAAUGAUUUAAAGAUACAAUAUUUGGGGAGUUGCACCUUUGAAACUUACAGGAGGAGAUUUAUCAAAGGUUGGAGAGAGAUGAAGUGGAAUGUAAUAAAGCAGCAACCAAUCGGCUCCCGUCAUUUUUCAAACACAGCCUGUAACACGACAGGAGCUGAUUGGUUGGUAUUUUAUUGCUCUCCAAGGUUUGAAAAAUCUCCCCCACAAUCUCAAACAUAUAACUAGGAAAUGAUUGAAGGGAGAGUACAUUUCUUUGCACCUAUUUUCUGGUUAAAAAAUUAAAUUAAUGAUGGUGCCUCACCAAGUAUAGCUGCUACCCCCACGAGGCUGUAUAAUAUUUUGACUAUUUUUGAAAACGGGACCAACUUGUUAAAUUAGAAUUAUAUUUAGUCUUUUCUGGUCUUAAUUUAGUGACACCGGUAACGUGACGGAAGCUCAGGUUUAGACAUUUUAGAAAUGCAAUCAGCUGCCAAUGGAAUCUGUCUUUCGGGGGGAAAAAUUAAUUUAUAUGAUUAAAUUAUAGGUCAUUUUCUCAAUGAGCACUUGUAAUCUAAUUUGAAUUAAUUGAAUCAUAUCAAAGUCCUGUUUAUUUUGAACCACUGCAUGUACAUAACACGUCCUUCUUUAGGUGUAAAUCUGGCUGAGUUGUUGGUUUUAGACUGUAAUAAAAACAUUAAUUUAACUUUU